AUGGCUUCAACAAGUAGCCGCGAGACCGUCGUCUCUGCACCUGGCAAGGUGCUCGUAGCUGGAGGCUACCUCGUUCUUGAUCCAGCUUAUCCUGGUCUGGUUGUCUCCACGUCGUCACGUUUCUACUGCCAUGCUCAAUCACAGAUUACAUCGGCGUCCCAUGUCGACCCUGCAACUUCCCCUUGUACCAUCACCGUACGCUCGCCUCAGUUCGUCGAUGCGGUCUGGGUCUAUCGAGCUUCGGCGGUAUCCUCGACGCCGUCGAACAAAAACCAGACAACGUCCCACUGGAUCAUCGAACAAACCGCCGAGUCGCGAGAGAAAGCUGGUCGUAAUCCUUUCGUCUCGCUCGCUCUUGCGUAUACCCUGAGACUUGCAGCUGAGCUCAAAGAACCCGGAGAGCUGGAAACGCUGCUCCAACAGACCGGUCCGAAUGGCAUCGAAAUCACCGUAGCCGCAGACAAUGACUUUUACUCGCAACGAGAGUCGCUCAACCUUCCGCAAGGAAUAGCACCGACCGUCGAUCAGCUCACUAGCCUGCCACCCUUUUCGCCCCAAAAAUGCCGAAUCGCCGAUGUACACAAGACCGGUCUCGGUUCAAGUGCCGCCAUGACCACGUCUCUGGUUGCAUGCUUCCUGCUGCACCUGCAGGCGGUCGUUCCAAAUGGCCCACACUCGAUCGAAAUAGAGGAUCUCGCUUUGAUCCACAACCUUGCACAACUGGCCCACUGCGCCGCUCAAGGAAAGAUCGGUUCCGGCUUCGAUGUCAGCGCCGCCAUCUGGGGAAGUCAGCUAUAUCGACGAUUCGAACCUACCGUUUUGCAAGCGUGCCUCGACGAAGGCGAAAAGGUCUUGGCCGAGGGUCAAGAGACAAGCCAACAGCGUCAAGCAAGACUGGACGCUCGCAUCGAUCUUCUUCCCGUUCUGGAUCCGUACAACCCACUCUGGGUGGCCUCACCGCUUUCUGCAGCUGGCGAGUCGCAUUCUACCGCAACAGAAGGGCUUGCGCUUUCGAACAAUCACGAGGUGCCAACACCUGCACCACUACAAUUGCCACCUGGCCUCGACCUCCUUCUUGCCGACGUGGAUGCUGGAUCCAAUACUCCCAGCCUGGUGUCCAAGGUAUUGGCGUGGCGAAAGGACAAGCCAGAGUGGGCCAAGCAGCUGUACAACAUCAUUGCCGCUUCCAAUCAGGGUCUCGCUGACAACCUAUUGCGACUGCGCUUCUUGCACGCCGCCGAUGCCUCUGCCUACGACCGAUCCGUUGAAUCGGCAGCCGCACAGCUUUCUAGCGAGUGGGAUGCAGUGCUGAAAACCUUGCCUAAGGAUGCUGAUGAUGACCAAGCCGAUGACGACACAUGCAUAGUAGACAUCCGGGUGACACCGCGGACCGUACUACAAGCACUCAUCGAUGUGCGCAAUAGCCUUCGUUCCAUCCGUGCUGGCAUGCGCGAGCUCGGCCAGCGUGCUGGUGUUCCUAUCGAGCCACCAGAUAUCGGCAGCCUGAUUAAAAACAUCAGCGACCAAGUACCUGGCGUGGUUGGCGGAAGCAUCCCAGGCGCUGGCGGUUUCGAUGCCUUUUACAUUAUCUAUCUCAACACCUCGCAGAGCGCUCGCAAUCUUUCGCAGCUCUGGACUCAGAUUCACGCAGUGAAAGAGAAAGCGGAAUCCAAGUUGACGUUGGGCCCAUUGCUGUCCCGAGCAGGUGGAGCCAAGAUGACAUCCAACUACACCAAAGGCGAUGACCAAAAGCACUCGGCUGUCAUGUCUGAGCUGCUGGAGAAAAUGAAAGCGUCGCAGCACUCUGGGCAGGACUUUGGCUUGCGGCUCCAAAGAACAGAUGACGUCAACGGCUUGAGGGAGGCUCUGGCACGUCGCACCUGA
This is a messenger RNA of Mycosarcoma maydis (corn smut), 1884 nucleotides long. RefSeq names its product phosphomevalonate kinase. The transcript has a single exon. Gene Ontology annotation, biological process: ergosterol biosynthetic process; isopentenyl diphosphate biosynthetic process, mevalonate pathway. The coding region runs from base 1 to 1884 and encodes 627 amino acids. NCBI's taxonomy places the organism in Eukaryota, Fungi, Basidiomycota, Ustilaginomycetes, Ustilaginales. The record is from RefSeq and is a predicted model, not a curated record. Gene Ontology annotation, cellular component: peroxisome. Gene Ontology annotation, molecular function: phosphomevalonate kinase activity; ATP binding.